Molecule: messenger RNA, 6258 nt
Organism: Oncorhynchus kisutch (coho salmon)
Lineage: Eukaryota; Metazoa; Chordata; Actinopteri; Salmoniformes; Salmonidae
Product: mucin-2
Exons: 7
Coding region: 1203-3020 (605 amino acids)
Cellular component (GO): cytoplasm
Source: RefSeq, a predicted model, not a curated record
AGCUAGGGUAACUGAGCUCUGUUUCCUGACUUUCUUUUUUUUCACCAAGAUAAUUAGUGUGUGGUGUGUGUGUGUGUGUGUGUGUGUGUGUUACGGAGAGAGAGUGAGAGACAGUUCAUGGAAUGCUGUGAUGUCAUCAGCUCAGUCAUACACAAAGGCAAGGAGGAGGACACACAAGCACACUCGCUCGAAUAGUUACUCUGCUGUGGAGCAUCUGCACCCCCACUGUGAGUACAUCCUACUUAAAUAACAUAUCCGUUCUCUCACACAUUCUGCUGAAUUGUCUAUUACAGAAUGCCUCUCCUUUUCUGUCCUUUUUUCCCCCCACUAAGCGUUGAGUAGAAAGAAACCAAUGUGUUUGCCAGCAGUGACAGUUCUCAGUCUCUGGCUACCUUUGUCUCCCUCCAAAUGUUGCUUAUGCUGUUUCCAUUGUUAAUAUGACCACUAUGCCUAGUGAAGUACAUUCAGCCCCUCUGCUACAACAGCGUUCUGCUCAUGCUGUCCUGGGAUGUGACCCUGUAGUUUGGUUACAGCCCAAUAACGGCCAUGUUGAAAUGGAGCAGCUGUCUCUUGGGAGUUUCAAAAAAAGGAAGGGGGGUUGGAAAGGGAUGUGUGUGAAGGAGGAGGAAAAAACCCACCCAUUCCUUUGGAAUCGGUUCCCAUCCAGAGUCAGACACACUCUCAGAGCCCUGACAUGGCUUGAGUGAGGAAACCAGGGUUUGAUGGAGGGGAAAAUAGAUUACUGGGAUUACUAAGAAAUGAAAAAGAAGACAGUAAGUAGUGACAUCUUAAGAGGAGAACAGAUAAAGAAAACCAAGGCAAGAAAAACUGUCUAGGAUAACUAAAGAUAGCAGUAGGAUUAGCAUACAGUAGGGACUAGGCAGUGCCAAUCAUCUGCAGUGCAGACAGAUGUGAUGUAGCAUUUUCCCUGAAGCAGAGUCUCCCAGUGAUGGCUUCCUGACGAGGGCUGACGACGAAUGACGUGUGUGUGUCGAGGGAGGAGGAAGUGUCAGCUCAGAGGACGACAGAGGAAGCAGUCUUCAGCUUGUGUGUGUGUGUGUGUGUGUGUGUGUGUUUGUGACAGACGAGCCCCGAUCUUCUUCUUCUCCUCAUGAGGCUCAUUUAGAAACCAACUCAUCUUCAGGAAACUGUUGGCUUAAGGAGUCAGGACAGUACCCCUCCAGCCCACCACCGCCGCCACCAUGCUGCAGCAGAUCUUAAAGGACAUGUACAUUGACCCAGAUGUGUUGGAGGCCCUAAAUGAGGACCAGAAAAAGACCCUGUUCCUGAAGAUGAGAGAGGAGCAGGUGCGGCGCUGGACAGAACGUGAGGAGAAAGAAGCGGACCAUAGGCCAAAGUCAAAGACAGCCAACAGUAAGAAAGUGAGCUGGUUGCUGGGCAGGGACGGAGAUGUGGCGGUCAUGGCGAUUGGAGAGGUGGACGAGCUGAAGACCUCCAAACUCAUCUGCACUGGGCCUGCGGAAAGAAGAGCACCACCAAGCCUGCACAAUAACACACUCCACCAGACAACUUCCCUGAUGAGCAACCUGGUAAACAGACCAGCCUCAGAACCUGUCAGACCUCGGAGAGAGGAUCUGCCUCCCAAAACACAGUCAGGGAUACAACUCAAUUUAAAGGAGAACAGUGAGGAAGUGAGGACAUUGCCCCCUCUACAGGGGGCAGUGAGAGAUCAGCAGCCACCCGCAGCAGUGGAAAAAGAGGCUGAGUUGGAGCAGGAUGUAGAAGUAGGUGGUCCACAGGAUCCAGUCCUCCUGUCCUACAGACCUCACCCCAGAGCUGGCCCUUCCAACCUGAGGCUGGGUACCAGACUGUCCUCUAUCCCCAAGACCAUCACACCGUCCUCUGUACCAAGCUCCACUCCAUCCCCUGUCCCCACUGACACACCGUCUCAUGUCCCCAAGACCGUAACCCCUGUCCCUACCAUCACACCGUUUUCUGUCCCCAAAACCAUCACACCGCCUGCUUUCCCUAGCAUCAUAACACCAUCCCCUGUAACCAACAAUGUCAUACCAUCUCCUGUCCCCAGCAGCAGUGUCACACCGUCUCCUGUCCCCAGCAGCAGUGUCAUACCAUCUCCUGUCCCCAGCAGCAGUGUUACACCAUCUCCUGCCCCCAGCAGCAGUGUCAUACCGUCUCCUGUCCCCAGCAGUAAUGCCAUCAGAGCUGCUCUAGAAAAGAGCACUGCCAAAUCACACGCUUCAGAGAAGACCGUCACACUGUCCCCUGUCCCUAGUCCCAUCACACUGUCCCCUGUCCCUAGUCCCAUCACACUGUCCCCUGUCCCUAGUCCCAUCACACUGUCCCCUGUCCCUAGCCCCAUCACACUGUCCUCUGUCCCAAGCAGUGUCAAAACAUCUCCUGUCCCCAGUGUCUCAACCUCCCCUGUCCCCAGUACCACUUGGUCCCCUGUCCCCAGUACCACUUGGUCCCCUGUCCCCAGUACCACUCGGUCCCCUGUCCCCAGUACCACUCGGUCCCCCCCUGUCCCCAGUACCACUCGGUCCCCCCCUGUCCCCAGUACCACUCGGUUCCCCCCUGUCCCCAGUACCACUCGGUCCCCUGUCCCCAGUACCACUCGGUCCCCUGUCCCUAGCAUCUAUACACCAUCCCCUUUCCACAGGACCGUCACUCCAUCCCCUGUGGCUAGCAGCACGGCCAUAAGAGAAGCUCUAAAGAAGAGCACCACCAAAACACAUGCUCCAGAGAAGACCACUGUCACACCGCUGUCCGCUUCAACCAGACUCCACCCCCAGGAGACGCCCAGCAGCAGAGAUAUCCGUGUGAUCGCAGCCUCUCGCAGGACCAUGUCUGAGGAUGUGGUGUCUGAUGGGGGCGGGGACACCUGUACAGGGCGUGGCCGGGUGGCUCAGCUCAUGAAGACCUUCAGUGUGACAUGCCCCACCCCCUCCACACAGACCCCUCUCCCCCACGGCAACAAGCCCUCCAUCCCCACCAAGCCCAGCCACCUGCGUCUCGUUGCCAGCCCCUCACUCAGGUAAUCCACAGGACAGGACCAGACAACCAGGCCCACCCCCUGUCCCCCAUUCCAGGCCCCACUGGACAUUGCUGGACAUCCAGCCUGGGGCCUCAGCCACUGGGGACAGGCAUGCAGGCCACAUGAGUCUCUCAGGAACACAACCAAACGUUUGACUCGAUUGCUACUACUCCAAAAGCAAUGCAAUGGUAUAGAGAUUUUAAAAUGUUUACUUUUGUUUACUUUUUAAAAAUGUUUACCAUGUUUUAUUUUAAAUUGUACAGUACUGUAAAUUCUCUCUGUGGGAAAGGCGAACCAAUAGCGUUGAUCGUAAACAGCAUCUUCCUUUGUAUCCUGCUUUUGCCUUUUUAUAUUCACAAAGGUAUUGGGUGGUUCCACUAAUUAGAUGCCUUUUUAUAUUCACAAAGGUAUUGGGUGGUUCCACUAAUUAGAUGCCUUUUUAUAUUCAAAGGUAUUGGGUGGUUCCACUAAUUAGAUGCCUUUUUAUAUUCAAAGGUAUUGGGUGGUUCCACUAAUUAGAUGCCUUUUAGAAUUUUAUUUCACCUCAUUUUAACAUUCGGUCAAUGUUCAACUUAAUAAAAAACAUGUUUUCCCAUCUCAAGAGGUAAAAGAAAAUGACUAUAGUAAGUCCUAUUAAGUGCUGAAUAAAGUAACAGGGUUGACGACUUCAUCUUAAAUCAGCCAUAACUCCCCUUGUGACAGAGGGAAUGGAAGCUUUUUGUGUGCAACAGGGACGGGCAAUUGAAUGCAAGCUUCACAAUUUGAUAUUUUUGUUACCGUCCAAUGCAGCUGUUUUUAAUCUCAAUAUCAAAUCAUUUCUGGGUAACAGUGAAGUAGCUUAAUGUGAUAGUUUUCAAUUGAAAUGGUCAACAAGAAAACAAAAAUAGCUUCUUAGCAAAGAACAAUUUCUCAAGCAAGAAUUUUGCUAGGACUGUCUGGGAGUGGUCUGAGUAGGCUGGGGAGAAUGUAAACCUAGCUGCAGAGAGGUUUGGAACUCUCUUUCUUAUUGGUCUAUUAACAAAUUUACCGGUGAUGUCACCAGGCAGGCCAGAAUGCCAUUCAACCAAAACAGGCAGAUAUUUCAGGUCUUUUUUUUUCUCUUCAAACAUUUCUUACACUAAAAUGGCAUUAUCAUCUUUUUCACAGUUUCACAGUAUUAUUCCAACCUCAAAGUGUAGAAAUAUAAAUAACAUCACGUUUUGGACUGCACCAGCCUGUCUGUCUAUAGGUAACAGGGUUGAUGCUCGACCUGUUCAGUUCUCCACCACAAAACACCAGAAAAUGGCCAAUGACUAUUAGAUGUUCAAUGUUUCUUCAAAACAUUGUUUUUAAAAUGAAUAGUUUUAACAUAUUAAAAUGAGAUUUCUGUUCAUGUAACAGACUUGACCUUAAAAUGGGCAGUUUUUAUAAAACCUUUUUAAAAUGAAUAACUAAUCACAUGAAAUAAAUAAUCAUCUUUAGAAAUGACUUCAUCAAAGCAACAAAAUAACUAGGGCUUGUGGAUACAUCUAGGUUAGGUGGGUUACAGUCUAGAAGUUCCAAUCAAUCAAAGCAAGCAGUGCAGGCGUAGAAGCACAGUGGCUAGAGGGUGCACAGAGAGACAUGACAAAAUGCAGAAUGCAGAGAGCAAUUUAGCAAGUCUUUAUUCAUAUUGGAUUUAUUGAAUUGUCCAUGUGGUCUAUAUUAAAAGGCACUUCAUUUAAUAUAACCGGCUUUGAAAGUUAAUUAUUUGUGCACAAUUCCUUCAAAUAUCCCUUAUUUCAUGGAACAACCCUAUCAUUGACCACAUCAUACCAUGUAUUCACCUGUUUAUAUCGUUCCUGAAAUAUUAUCAUGUACAAAUCCUACUUCAUUGAUACACUUAUCAUACAAUACAUUCACAAAGCCUGUACAAUGCUAUCAAGGUCUCAACCUGUACUUGUGAUCCCCAAAUGGUAUGACAAAUGUAAACUUGAAUGACAUAGUACAUGCAGUAAUAUGUGUUUUGUCAUUAUGAGGUGUUGGCUACUAUAUAGAGAGAAACUGUGCUAAUGUUGACAGGGCCAAAUAGUUCAUACAUAGCUGUCAUGACCAAGGAGCUGGGUGGAUUACAGUAUGGACAGACCGGUAGAACAGGAUCAGUGAGGUGGUUCCUCCUUGAUCCCUGGGAACAGCACACAGCACUCUCUGCUUGUUUACUGCCACAUCUCCCAUGACUUUAACCUGGCCAAAGCAGCACGGUGUGCGACUUACCUACCUGAGAUGGAACAAUGACUGUGUCAAAUGCCUCCUCUCUGUGUCCCAGUGGACCAAACACUGGCAAGCCACACGGGCCAUGCCAAAUAAUACUCCUCAGUUCUGGCAAGCCACACGGGCCAUGCUAAAUAAUACUCAGCUCUGGCAAGCCACACGGGCCAUGCCAAAUAAUACUCAGCUCUGGCAAGCCACACGGGCCAUGCCAAAUAAUACUCAGCUCUGGCAAGCCACACGGUCCAUGCUAAAUAAUACUCAGCUCUGGCAAGCCACACGGGCCAUGCCAAAUAAUACUCCUCAGUUCUGGCAAGCCACACGGGCCAUGCUAAAUAAUACUCAGCUCUGGCAAGCCACACGGGCCAUGCCAAAUAAUACUCCUCAGUUCUGGCAAGCCACACGGGCCAUGCUAAAUAAUACUCAGCUCUGGCAAGCCACACGGGCCAUGCCAAAUAAUACUCAGCUCUGGCAAGCCACACGGGCCAUGCCAAAUAAUACUCAGCUCUGGCAAGCCACACGGUCCAUGCUAAAUAAUACUCAGCUCUGGCAAGCCACACGGGCCAUGCCAAAUAAUACUCCUCAGUUCUGGCAAGCCACACGGGCCAUGCUAAAUAAUACUCAGCUCUGGCAAGCCACACGGGCCAUGCCAAAUAAUACUCAGCUCUGGCAAGCCACACGGUCCAUGCUAAAUAAUACUCAGCUCUGGCAAGCCACACGGUCCAUGCCAAAUAAUACUCAGCUCUGGCAAGCCACACGGUCCAUGCCAAAUAAUACUCCUCAGUUCUGGCAAGCCACACGGUCCAUGCCAAAUAAUACUCCUCAGAUCUUUGUUAUUAUUCUCUCAGUUUUGUGAUUGGUUGCACUCUUUGUUCUUUUUUACUGUGUUUAUGGGGAUGAUCUAUGUUGUCUUGUGUGAUGAGUGUUGUCCUACAAGGUGUGUGCUGCACUUUGUGUGUGAUCUCAGGCCUGUGUGGCACAAUCACAGUGGAACAAUAAAAAUAAUUUGACUCAUC